Messenger RNA from Triplophysa rosa, 4827 nucleotides. It is a transcript of the gene brms1lb, whose product is annotated as BRMS1 like transcriptional repressor b. The coding region runs from base 469 to 1440 and encodes 323 amino acids. The transcript is spliced from 10 exons. Gene Ontology annotation, cellular component: Sin3-type complex. NCBI's taxonomy places the organism in Eukaryota, Metazoa, Chordata, Actinopteri, Cypriniformes, Nemacheilidae. Gene Ontology annotation, molecular function: histone deacetylase binding. The record is from RefSeq and is a predicted model, not a curated record. Gene Ontology annotation, biological process: negative regulation of transcription by RNA polymerase II.
AACAUACGCUUGCCAGUCGUGUACAGUUUUGCUAAACGAAUAUACAACUCGUUUUACAGCAUUAGAAGCAUAUAUUGUGGCUAUAUAUUGCAUUCAAGACUAUUUAGCAACUCACUUCGGCUACAUUAACUUUCCAAUAAAAUGUUAAAUGUUUUUAAUGUUGAACUAAGAAAAAUUAAUUCAAAUUUGACACUCACACUCUGAUUGUCGUCCAUUCUGGAAAGAUGCACUCGACUCGUCACUUCCGUUGUCGCAGGGUCCUAGAAGUGCGUCCCCAGAAAUGCGGUCCUGAGAGUGCAGCCUCCGAUAUUGCAGUCAGAUACUACUCCUUAAAAUGCAGCCUUCAAAGCACGCAGCCCCCGAAUUGGUACGCAGCCCAUGUUUGAAACGUGGAUUUUGCUCGCCGGCUGGUGGAUUCGUCCUCAUCGCAGUGCCAGUGAGUUGUUUACGGUGACGAUUUAAUAAAUUAUGCCAGUACACCCGCGUGAUAGAAAAGACAAUAAUCACGAAGAAAUGGAUGUAGAUUAUCCUGAACAGGACGCCAGUAGCUCAGAUGAGGAUGAUUAUGUGAGCUCAUCCGCAUCGCAGGAUGGAGAUACUUCAGAAAUGGAUGAUGAAGACUGUGAAAGAAGGCGAAUGGAGUGUUUAGAUGAGAUGACAAACCUUGAGAAACAGUUCACAGACCUCAAAGAUCAGUUGUAUAAAGAGAGGCUCAGUCAGGUGGAUAUUAAAUUACAAGAAGUGAUAGCUGGCUGUGCUCCAGAAUACCUCGAACCCCUGGCCACCCUGCAGGAGAACAUGCAGAUCCGAACCAAAGUUGCAGGUAUCUAUCGUGAACUCUGUUUGGAGUCUGUCAGAAACAAAUAUGACUGUGAAAUGCAGGCAGCAAGCCAGCAUUGGGAGAGUGAGAAGCUCUUGCUUUUUGACACGGUUCAGAGUGAACUGGAAGAGAAGAUCAGGCGACUUGAGGAGGACAGACACAGUAUAGAUAUAACUUCAGAGUUGUGGAAUGAUGGUCUGCAGUCGAGGAAGAAUAAAAAGAAAGAUCCUCUCAGUCCCGGAAAGAAGAAAAAACCUGUCGUUGUGUCAGGACCAUACAUUGUUUACAUGUUGCAAGACCUGGAUAUACUUGAAGACUGGACUGCCAUAAGAAAGGCUAUAGCAUCUAUGGGUCCCCAUAGAGUAAAAAUGGAUGUUCCUAUGAAAACUGAGAGACAUCAUCACGUGGCCCGUUCAGAGGAUGGACGCCUGUUUUAUGACAACAAGUGGUACAGUCAAGGUCAGGCCAUUAACAUCAUCAGGAAGGACGAAUACCCCACCAGUGCCAUAAUAACCACCAUUAACCAUGAUGAAGUUUGGUUCAAACGUCUGGAUGGCAUCAAAUCAAAGCUUUACAUCUCGCAGCUCCAAAAAGGCAAAUGCACUAUAAAACACUCAUAAACACCCUCCUUCUCUACUAUAACCCCUCUGUUUCCAUGUGUUGUUAACUCUGCCCGUUGUUACAUGGCUCCCACUUAUGCUGGAGGGACUUGGGUCUGCAUGUACCACGUGUUUGCACUCCCUGUGUCAGAGCUACUACAGUAUACAGUAUAUAAUAUAUUAGGGGUGUAACGGUAUGCGUAUUCAUACCGAACCGUCACGAGCUGUCAAUGGGAAAUAUAAAUUGUAAAUUGUUUAUUUGCAAACAGUUACGUUUUAUGCACUGUUUGCCUUGCCGGGGGGGCUGUUUUAGAAUUUUAAAGUUUUACUUAAUUAAUAUUGCAUAUAGGAAUUAAUAGUCUGUUAUAUUUGACCUGUUCUUCUCUCUCCUUUAUCUUAAAUGUGUGCUCUCACUGUGCAUGCGUGCGUCCGUGUGUGUGUGUCUAUGUGUGUUAGUACGUGUGCAUAUUGUGUGUGUGGAGUGUUUUGUAUAGUGCUGGGCGAUAUGCCGGUUCGUACCGAAUACCGGUGUGUAUUUUUGUUUUAUGAUUUUUUUAUAUACCGCAUUACCGGUGUAUGUCGCAUAAACAACGUGUGGAACGCGGCGCAGCGCGACAUUGUUUCAGUGGGGCCCCUUCUCACUGUUGCACUGUGACUGGUCAUUCACACAGAAUCCGUCUUUCUAUGCUGCGGCACUACUUUAUCAUAAUUUUUCUGUAUAAACGGAGGCGUUUGGAUGUUUGCGUGCGUCUCGCGCAUGAGCGGGAACGUUACAUAUUUCUUUGCCGUCGCAAUGGGAGCGCGCACCUCGCGGCUGAACAGCAGCACAAGUGUAGCAAUUGCAAGUUCGCAUUACGUUAAAUAUAGGCCUACUCACAAACAAACAUUUAAAAAAAACGAUCGUGUUCCCCUCAUAUCUGCUCAAUAUAAGCAUAUACUAUAAUGUGUUUUUAGUUUGAACUGUUUCUCUAUAUACUUUGAUGAGAAAUAAGGGUCAGUAAGGAGGAUUGACAGCGUGAUGUGAUCGCUUUCCUCUCACAUAUCUAAUUUAAGCCUUUGUUUUAUGAUUAAAAAAUAUGAUUUCAGGAAAUCAUGAAGCCAUUGUGACUCUGUAAAACACAACAGACAUCACGUGCGUGUUUUAAUGGUACAAUUGUUACUAUUUUGUUUUCAACUAUUAAUUUUUGGGUGGAUGCUCCUAACUCUUGAAGUUGGGAGCACUAGUGCUUCCAAGGAAAAAAGUUAAUUUCGAGCCCUGUUCUCUAUUUAUUUGCUUAAAUAUUAUUUAUGCAAUUUACCUUUGCAUGCUAUUCGGUUGUUAAAGAAGUCUAAACUUUGCAGUUAUUGUAGGGGAUACUGUCACCAUGACAGUAUAAAAGGGCAUUUUAAGUCAAUCAACAGCACUAUUUCCUCUCUCAAUCAGUAGAAAAUGUGGUUAAAAAAUACCGCCAUGUACCGGGAAACCGGUAUAAAUCUGGAAAACACCGUUAUAUACAUUUUUGGUCAUACCGCCCAGCCCUAGUUUUGUAUGUGGAUAUGUCUGUCUUCUGUGUUUUCACCUUUUUCUUGUUUUUACAGAUUUGUAAUUGUUUUGCUUAUAGUCAAUAUGUCUCAUGUACAGCUGCUUUGUAACAAUGAAAAUUGUAAAAAAGCGCUAUAUAAAUAAAGUUGAGUUGAAAUUAUGCCAAUAAAACAGUGACAUCAGCUGACAGACCCAAUGCUUCGUUUUCAUGGGAACAUGCCAGCUGAAGAUAAUGAGGAAAUGACGUCGCUUCCUUUGCCAAGUGCAUUCCAAACGUCUACAUAAUGGCACGUAAAUGCCCUGUUCACUCCAAAGUCUAAACUCCAAGGGCUCUGCCCUUCGAGUGAGUAGGGCAUAGGAAUGAUGACUAUAUUUGCAAUGUUGCCUGUGACGGUUCGGUACGAAUACACGUACCAUUACACCCAUAUAUACAGUAUAUUUGAAUUUACAGUAUGGUGCAUGAAUUUCCGUUCUGAAACUAUUUAGUGUCAUAAAUCCUGUUCAUUGUCUGUGAAGCAAGCACUGUUUUCAGGAACAUGAUCAUUCGCAUAAUGUUAAUUUUCUACUUGUUCACAAAAACGGUGAAUUUUUUGUUCUGUUUGAAUUUACUCUUAAUGGUUGUAUGUUGUUCUGUAUAACAGUGGGAGAUUGUCAUAGUUCAGUAUUUAUGUAUUCCGUAUUUUUUUAUGGAAAGUGAUUUUAACUAUUCUAGCUAAGCCAACACCAUAUACUGUAUGUAGCAUUUUUAUUUCCGAGCCUUUGAGCAAAUGCAUGUGGUUUGUUGGGCAUGUCAUGUGCGUUACGUAUCAGGGAACUUGCGAAUCAUGACCUUAAUGUAAAAAAGAAAACUUUUUUGUAAAAUAUUUGAUUUUUAGACAUGUCAAAACUGUUAUACAUUGCAGUGAAUAUUGUUUGAUGUAUUUUAAUAUGUUUUAUGUUUACAUUCAUUUAACAGUAUUUUAGCACUACAGUUGCCUGUUUUUUAUGUAAAAAAUCUUUCAAAGUGCGCUGUGUCAUUUCUGUGCUACACCUUUGGUUCUGACAGUGUUUGUUUUUGGUUGGUCGGAAUGUAAAAACAUGAAGACACAGUUUACACGUUUAGAGAUAAUAAUUCUACAGAUGGCUAAUUUAUGGUGAAUAUUUAGCUGGGGUAAAAGAAAGUAUUUUGUCUUUUGACUUUUAAUUCAUACUAUAUUCAUACAACAAUACACAUAUCCUGCCAAAUGAACAAUGUCUUCCACAAUUCACAGUCCAAAGGUAAUUGCACAUCCUUAAUGAAAUGUACUGCCUUAAUAUAAAGACAAUAUUAACAAAGUCAAUCUGUGUGGGGUUUUUAAGUAAAUUAUGUCAUCCAGUAGACAUCCUUUUUAGCAGAUGAAUCCUUUUUAUUAACUGAUAGAGACUAAAUAGUGUCUGUACUGUAACAUUUUGUGAGAGGUUGACAAUGAAAACAUUCUGAUAUGAAGUUGAUUUUUGGGAUUCAUUGGGAAUGUAUUAUUCUUGAACCUAAAUGUUUAAUAUAACUAAAGUCUCAUCCAAACUUAACCUCUGCUUGGCUUGACACACAGCAUUUUAAGUGCAGUACCUUACAAUGACCAUGUAGAGGCAGUAGAAACUUACCACAUAACAUUCUACAAUGUAAAACGUUGCUGUAAUUUCGCAGCAGGUUUGCCAGUAACUUACUGUAGAUUUAAUGUACAAUUUUGUUUUAAGCAUAAAUUUACCCAGUUUAUAUAUUUUUCUUUCAUAAAACUAGACUAAAUAUCUUGGGUCACUUUUCUUGUUAUGUAAAUGUAUCAUAAUUUAAUAAGUUUUAAAUAUUUUUACAGAAAACAGGAGAAUAAUGCUUAGGAAGAAUGCCAUUUUUUACUUUGUUGCUGUGCUAA